Messenger RNA from Cordyceps fumosorosea ARSEF 2679, 1350 nucleotides. RefSeq names its product Helix-loop-helix DNA-binding protein. The coding region runs from base 1 to 1350 and encodes 449 amino acids. The record is from RefSeq and is a predicted model, not a curated record. Gene Ontology annotation, biological process: regulation of transcription by RNA polymerase II. The transcript has a single exon. NCBI's taxonomy places the organism in Eukaryota, Fungi, Ascomycota, Sordariomycetes, Hypocreales, Cordycipitaceae. Gene Ontology annotation, molecular function: RNA polymerase II cis-regulatory region sequence-specific DNA binding; protein dimerization activity; DNA-binding transcription factor activity, RNA polymerase II-specific.
AUGGACCAGAACCAAGAUGGCUUCCUCGAUGCCCCCGACCCUGCCGGCGCACCUCUGCUCUCCGAGACCGACACCAAGUUUCUGAGCUCCUUCUUCGAGGACAUGUCCUCCGCCCAGUACAACAUGCCCUCCUUCGGCGAAGGCCUUCACUUCAGCGACGCCUGGUUCGACCUGCCUCCUCAGUUCAUGGGCACCGCGACCUCAUUCGGACCUCAAGCGUCGACCCUGCCCAACCCCGAAGCUUUUCUUAGCGAGCAUGUCGAUUUCAACCCAUCCCCUGGCACAUCGCAACAACCGCAGCUCAUGCGCCCCCCUUCGGCUCCCAUGACCCAGCAGCCACAAUCCCACCAACGCCAAGCUUACCAGCAACAACACCAGCAACAACACCAGCAACAACAUCAGCAACAUCAGCAACAACAUCAGCAACAACAUCAGCAACAACAUCGACACCACUCCGACGACGUCCUUAAUGCCGCCGCCACGCUUCUUCGGAAUAACAGUUCUAGCCCCCGCUCCAGUGGCAAGGGCAAGGACUCGUCCCCGGGUACUCGACGGCCCCUCGGCCCUCCUAUCGGCCACCUCCGCCACCAGCCCAUGGACGAGUUCAAAGAAGAGAGCCAACGGGACCUGAAAAAUGAAGCCGACAGCAACACAUUUACAGACUGGAUGUUUGGGUCGAAGGACCGUCCAGGGUCCCGACAGGCCCAGGUCAACGAGCUGCACUGGGGCUCCGACGCCAACUUUGGCAACGGCCAAGGCUACGUCCCGUCCCCUACCAAGGAAACCGUCGACGGCCACCACAAGGUCCAGAUGCAGGUCCUCGGCUGCCUCGAACCAAACAACAGCGUCCCCAACACCCGCAGCGGCAGCCCCAACCUAGACCCCCAGCGCGCCGCGCCGCCCCAGACCGCGGUCCCAGCUGAAGACGCCGACGCCCCUCCGCGCAAGCGGCGCAAGAGCAGGCUGCAACGUGGCGGCCCCGACGAUGACGAUGACGACGAUUCCUCAGCAAAGAUGGCCUUCAAAAAGUCCAAGAGCCCCCAGGGAAGCAACGGCCUGCCCUCACCGCCAGCAGAGUCCGCCUCGUCCCGCCGCCGCAAAUCCGGGGUUGCCAAGGGCCCUCGCGAAAACCUCAGCGAGGAGCAGAAGCGUGAGAACCACAUCCGGAGCGAGCAGAAGCGCCGUACCCUUAUUAAGGAGGGAUUUGACGACCUGUGCGAGCUCGUGCCGGGUCUCAAGGGCGGCGGCUUCAGCAAGAGCACCAUGCUCUCCAUGGCCGCUGAGUGGCUCGAGCAGCUCCUCCAGGGCAACCAAACACUCGCCGCGCAGCUUCAAGGCAUGGGCCAAUAA